This is a messenger RNA of Athalia rosae (coleseed sawfly), 2669 nucleotides long. It is a transcript of the gene Gle1, whose product is annotated as mRNA export factor Gle1. Bases 184 to 2214 code for a protein of 676 amino acids. The transcript has 8 exons. NCBI's taxonomy places the organism in Eukaryota, Metazoa, Arthropoda, Insecta, Hymenoptera, Athaliidae. The record is from RefSeq and is a predicted model, not a curated record. Gene Ontology annotation, cellular component: nuclear pore cytoplasmic filaments; nuclear pore; cytoplasm. Gene Ontology annotation, biological process: poly(A)+ mRNA export from nucleus; regulation of translational termination; regulation of translational initiation. Gene Ontology annotation, molecular function: phospholipid binding; inositol hexakisphosphate binding; translation initiation factor binding.
ACGUAACGCAGAUGGCACCAGCGAUCGAGGUGUCUUUUUAAGGUGUCUCCAAAUUUUAGACCAAAUCUGAAUAACCGGGAAAACUUCCUGCUGGCUGCGGCGUGAAAUAAUGAAAUAUUUGUAUUCGGUGUUUUCUCUGUAAAGUUUAUUCAAAUAAUUUGCUAGAAAAAAUUUGAUAGUAAUAUGCCGCAUUUUACAAGUCCUAGGGAUGCUAAAACGCACAACAUGAACGAUAUCACGUCAGACUUUGCAUGCCUGAAAGUAUCAGCUUUGUGCAAAGCGUCUCGAGUAUCUAAGGAUGUCAGGCGUGUCACCAUCGGCCCAGACUCAAUUUGGGUACCAGAUCAGGCUGCUCGAAAUGAAAACAUCGAGAAUGAACCUGACAAUAAAAUAGUCAAAGAAAUCAAGUCUGAUCCACAUUUAUCUAGUCCAAAACCUUCCACUAGGAAUGGAAUAACAUUUUCUAUCAAGAAAAUCCUCCUGGAGAAUGAGCUACAACGGAGGGAAGAAGUCAGGCUAGCAAUGCAGCGUCGCCUACAGAGUAUGGAGGAAUCUGAAAGAGCCCUCCAAAAGCAAAUGGCCUUACUUCGUGACUCGAUGAUAGCUGAGAGAGAACGUCAAGAGAGAUUAGAAGAGGAUGAACUUGUAAGACUCGAGGCUGAAGAAGAACACCUAGCUCAACAGACAGAGAAUCGAAGAAAACAUGAGCAGCGUUUACAUACUCAGAGAAUUUUAGAACGUAAAGAAAAAUUAGAACGAGAAGCUGAGGAACAGAGAAAAAAAAAUAAAGAGAGAAGAGCAUUGGUGGAGAAAAUGAUACCACUACAGGCAAGCUUUCGAGCAGCUUAUCAGGACAUCAGUUCAGUUUCGAAAUCUUGCAAAGACAGAAAUGUAGCUGGACCAGCAUUUGCUCCUUAUAGUGCUAAAUUAAAGGAGCUUAGCAAAUGCAUGGAGGGACUUGUUGAGCAUGCCAAGACUGGUGAUUUAACCGAAGAAAAUAUCGGUACUGCUGAAGUUCUUGUCAAACACAGCGAAGACAUCCUGAACGCCUUCAGACAUCAAAUAGAACAAAUAAACACUGCUUACGAUACAGAGAUAGCUCGUAGGGAAGAAGAAAUCAGACGCGUCGAGGCACAAAAACAAGUUGCCCAGGAAAGAGUUGUGGAGGCAACGGUUACAGAAGCAAAGGUUGCAGAGGAGAGACUUGCGGAGACUGCUCAAUCACAACCUCCCUCUUCUACUGGAGAGGAACCGCAAAAGCUACCACCUGAUGAUCUUCUUGAGUUUGUGGAUAAAGAAUCAUUGAAUUUGUAUCUUAAUAGUCAGCAGCUUCUGGAGAAUUAUAAAAACAUGAUACAAUCUUUAAUUCAGUCAGAUUCGACCAAAAAGUUUCGUUUCGAGUGUCAAAAAGCUAUUAAUAUACCAGUGAAUGCAAUAUCCGGCGUGAGUAGGGAACACUUGUUCGAUAAAUAUGACAAAUUGUCUCGUCUGCUUGGUGGGAAACCUCCGACUAAUGCGAAUCAGCAUCCACAAGGCAUAGCAUUCUGCAAAUAUACUUUAGCGAAAAAAUUUGUGAGCCAAGGUGAAACGCUGGUUUCUAGUAAGCCGGAAACGGCAUUUUCCGUGGCUGCGGUAGCCAUUGCUCUCUGGAAUGAUUACCCUGAUUUUGGUGAACUACUUUUGGCCUAUUUUCAAAAUGCUUGUCCAUACUUAGUGCCGAUAUUCCUUCCCCAGCAACAGAGCCAAUCAAACGAUGAUUAUUACAAAUCCUUGGGUUAUAAAUACUCAGAAGACGGCACUGUCGAACGGCAGGAUAAAUUCUUGAAAAGAAUGUCUGGCCUGAUGAGAUUGUACGCUGCUAUGACUAUUACUAGUCAGUCUGGCCAUGCUUCUAAACCUCACCCACAUGGCUUACAAAAUGCCUGGAGAUGGUUGGCUGCUAUCUUAAACAUCGAACCACGACCGGACGUGUGCGCAACGCUGAUACUUGAUAUGUUGGAGGUAGCUGGAAGUGCUCUGUGGAAAACUUACCCAAAUCAGUUCCCAAAGAUGUUGACUUUGCUCGCUGGUCAAUAUUUUCCUAGGAUGCAGACCAUCGGUGGUACAUGCGGUGGCCCCAUGGCACGGCUAGAACAGUUUCUGAAAAAUUCUUUGACUGCGGGUUCCAUCUCGCCCCCGGAGGGCAAAUUACCCCCGUCGUUUUUGAUCCCAUGAAAUACAGAUUAUUCAGUUAGUCGUACUAGUUAUCAGAACUCAUUUUAAAUUAACAUCACAACCAAGUCCACCUGCACGUUCAUUAACUUUUGCUCAACGUUAUUUUUCAACUUUGCUGAUUGGAAUCGUUCCAUCGCAUCCGUUCAACUUUUCCAAGUAAUUAAAAGUAUUCGAGAUUGUUUUUUAGACAACAUCAGCGGCAUAACCGCCGUGUGUUGAACACUUGACGAGAAAGUCAUACGACUUUUGCAUCGAUCAGAUAAUAUUUUUCUUACGGGAUGAUAUUUUCAAUCCCGGAAUAAUAUUUGUGAUUCAAAUUACGAGUAUAACGAUUGCGUUGAUCAGGCGAGAGAAAAUUCGUAAAACACAUUUGUCAUUCAUUUUUGAAAUAGGAAUUUUUUGUAAGUGCCGUUAACAGCCAACAAUUUUUAAUAAAUCGUUAAAUGUUUUCUGAA